Molecule: messenger RNA, 1062 nt
Organism: Canariomyces notabilis
Lineage: Eukaryota; Fungi; Ascomycota; Sordariomycetes; Sordariales; Chaetomiaceae
Exons: 2
Coding region: 188-817 (209 amino acids)
Source: RefSeq, a predicted model, not a curated record
GUCUGCUGCAAGGGAAUCCUCGGGGACAGCCAUCUAAUCAGUGUUACCUUACUUAAAUAAUAGGCCUGGGCAGCACAUAGAGAUAUGUUCUUCGCCGCUCCUUCAGCAGUGUAGACCGACGCCCUCUUCCAGCGGAAUCUGCUCACAACUUGCUCAAACCCAGCUCGCAAACAACAUGCUCUUCAACAUGCCUUCCCUCCUCAGCCUGGCCUUGCUCGCCUCGCAGGCCUCGGCUCAUGGCCUGGUCCGGAAACCGGCAACCCGCCAACCCGGGACCGCAACCGAGGCAGCAUGCGGCAAGACCAUGGUCAAAUUCUACAAGGACGACGGCACCUCAUACCCCGAGGCCCUGCUCCGGGCGAACCCGCGCGGCCUGACCGACGGCUACGACGCCAAGAAGUGCAACCUCUGGCUCUGCAAGGGCUACCAGUUCGCCGAUAACGCGGCCAAUGUGCAAAGCUACAAGCCCGGCGAUGUCAUUGACAUGGAGGUGUACAUUCGCAUCCCCCACAGGGGGUAUGCCAAUGUCAGUGUUGUUGAUACCGCGUCGAACACAGUUAUUGGGACCCCGCUGGUUGCCUGGCCGCAGGAUUAUGCGGCGAGUGCAAACCCGCCGGCGGAUCAGACCAAGUUUAGUGUCAAGGUGCCUGAGUUGGGCGGGAAGUGUACGACGGCUGGGGAGUGUGUCAUCCAGUGGUAUUGGUUGGGCCAGGGCCAGACGUACGAGUCAUGCAUCGACUUCACCGUUUCUGCGGCUGCGGAGGAGUCGGGUCACGGCCAUCCUAUGCACAAGAUCAGAGGGCAGUCAUGGGCUUGAUGGAGACGGAGAUCUCUUCUCGGAUUUUGAUGUAGAGCCAACUUUUAGUCGAUUCUGUGCCUGUCCAAGUGUGAGAAAUCUGCCAUGUGGAUAGCUGUACAGCCACGGCCAAAAGAUAACUUAGGGUACAUGUAUCAACUUCAUGUUGCCCAGAGCUAGGCUUAGAUACGCAGCGCGGUGUCUAGAAUUAGAUGCAUUACUUGUUACUAUUAGAAAGAUCUUGAAGUACGUGUACUCUAUGGCUC